Messenger RNA from Prorocentrum cordatum, 1748 nucleotides. The record is from the annotation of a GenBank genome assembly. NCBI's taxonomy places the organism in Eukaryota, Dinophyceae, Prorocentrales, Prorocentraceae.
CAACGAUCGUCCAACAAUCGUCCGUAGCCAUUUCAGCUCAAGCCAUUUUGGCUCAAGCCAUUUUUGGGGCAGUGGAGAUCUCGACUGUGGCAGCAUGUGGUUGCCGGCCGGCCAGCAUCCCACCAGCCAUGGUCAACCCGCGCACGCUGUUUGAAGACGUUAAGCGGCUCUCGCCGAGCAGUGGAAGGGCAAGGCGUUGUGUCCCCGAGUCGAAUUGGCUGAGCUCGGCCCCCACGGAAUGCCCAACGUCAGAGCUGCUCGUCUUCGACGAAGACCUGGACGCCGACGCGCUCAAGAAGAGCUCCACCACGCUGCCGAGGGCCGAGGGACGGCGACGAGCCAGCGCUCCUCGAGAAGGCGCUCCUUGAGACUGUGUCCUUCGGGGACGGGCCCCCCCGGAUGGGGCCUGCGAUGCCGCCGCCGAGGGCGGCCCCGCUCCGACUCCGGUCCCAGGCGUUCUGGGAGCAGAAGGCGGCUGCCGCCCGGCGAUCGGCGUGUUCGCCUUGGGAGCUGGGCGUGAAGCAGCGCCGCCCGUGCCUCGACGAACGCGGCUGCCUCGGGCCAGCGGCGGUCGCAGCGCUGGCAGCAGAAGGCGCCGAGGGCGAAGGCGCCGCUGGCAGCCCGAGGAGCUUGGCGGGCGCCCUCUCGAGGGAAAUCCGCCGUGGGGCGCUCGGGCCCGUUGCGCCGCUGGCCCCGCCGCCUGCCCCGCCGCAAGGGUCGCCCUAGCAGCGCUCGGGGUGCUCUGAGGUCGCGUGGCCGGUCGUACCACCUGGCUGGGAGCCGGAGGGAGCCGCGACUGGGGUGAGUCUGACGAGUGCCGAGCUGCCUUGCCAGCGUCUGUCCGCGUCCAGGGCGAGCCAUGCAUCCGUCUGCUCCAGUGGCAGCCUGGGGCCUGCUACUCCAAUGUUCAAGAUUUUAUUUUUUUAAGUGCCGAGCUGUCCUGCUGGUAUCUGGCGUUGCACAGACAAAUACCUCUCAAAACGGGGGCGGGGAACUCACUCACUCAUGUCAUACCCUGGAGUGCGUGGGCGCAAGAAGAUAGGGCCAGCAUUUUCUCACCGCUGUCGCGCUGCAGUGUACUCUCAUGCUCUGUCAUAUUUGGAGAAUUCGGCCCAAAGUGCCGUUAUUUCUUUAUUUGGCUCGGACCCCAACUAUCCACUAUUCAAAUUUUAUAAAGUAUGACCCCAACUAUAUCCUGCUUCGUUCUUUGGUCAUCAGUUGUCCAGCUGGCAUCCUCAACGUCACGGCGUUCCAGCCAGCGUCCUCCAUGGGUGGGGAACCAUGCGCUCUGCUCUUUUCAUUAAUUUGUGCACUCCUCCCGUUGCACGGAUAAUACCUCCGAAAGCGGGGGCGGGGAAGGAUAAACAAGUUCGUCAUUUGCCAGUUUCGGGACAUUGGCCAAGGUGUGCGAUGCGAGAUGCGAGUAAUGACUCGUCGCGUUAGCGGUCCUGGGAUGUGUCUGGCACGACGAUGGGCAAACAAGGACGCCUUCUGCAUCGCGCAGUAGGGGCGACCUAGUGUUGCUUGCACCCCAGCCACGUUGUUAUUUGACCCUUGGCCUUUUGGACAGCCAAGGAUCUGACUGCUCAGAGGAAGUAUACAGCCCACAUUUCUUUUUAUAAGUGCUGGAUUAUAUCAAGCCCGAUGUGCAGGGCGACCUGAUGUCGCCUCGCACGCUCAUUCCGGACAUGUUUGUCUGCCUGCGAUGUAGAUUUUAUAAUUCGCAGGGGAGCAGGUUUGCUGAACAA